Messenger RNA from Hyla sarda, 2783 nucleotides. RefSeq names its product gastrula zinc finger protein XlCGF53.1-like. Gene Ontology annotation, molecular function: DNA-binding transcription factor activity; RNA polymerase II cis-regulatory region sequence-specific DNA binding. The record is from RefSeq and is a predicted model, not a curated record. The coding region runs from base 1004 to 2425 and encodes 473 amino acids. NCBI's taxonomy places the organism in Eukaryota, Metazoa, Chordata, Amphibia, Anura, Hylidae. Gene Ontology annotation, biological process: regulation of transcription by RNA polymerase II. The transcript has 8 exons.
UAAGUUCGCUGAUCUCUAGUUUUCACUUAAAUUUCCUCCCUAAAAAAUUAUUCUUUGAGUUCGCCGUACAUUUUUUGGCAAAAUGAGAGAUUUCAUUACAAAGUGCAAUGGGUGACGCAAAAAACAAGCCCUUAUAUGAGUCUGUAGAUGGAAAUAUAAGAGGAAAAAACGAAAACGCUAAAAUAAAAUUGUUCUGGUCCUUAACCCCUUAAGGACUGGGGUUUUUUCCGUUUUUGCAUUUUCGUUUUUUUGCUCCUAUGGGCUGGGGUAAAGCGCGUCUUGAGUUGCAGUAAUAUCUCAGCAGUGGGAUCUGACAGAGGACUUCAGCAAUGUCUGGAACACGUGACUCGGGGUUUACCCCCAUGGGAGGUAUGAGGGCAGAAUAUAGGGCUGUAAUCUCCUCAGUGAGGUCAGAGGACACAGGACCUCCAGAGCCAGACUACUGACUGUAAGGAACGUCUUCCCUAUCCCAGAGGGGUCGGGCGGCAACAAGGAUAACGCUACUGAUUGGCUGCAGAGAACAUGUGACAUACUGUAGGGGAUGUCUUCCCUAUCCCAGAGGGGACGGGCGGCAACAAGGAUAACGCUACUGAUUGGCUGCAGAGAACAUGUGACUGACAGUUGGGAAUUUCUUCCUUAUCCCAGAGGGGUCGGGCGGCAACAAGGAUAACGCUACUGAUUGGCUGCAGAGAACAUGUGACUGACAGUUGGGAAUUUCUUCCUUAUCCCAGAGGGGUCGGGCGGCAACAAGGAUAACGCUACUGAUUGGCUGCAGAGAACAUGUGACUGACAGUUGGGAAUUUCUUCCUUAUCCCUGAGGGGUAGGGUGGCAACAAGGAUGGCUUUCCUGAUUGGCUGCAGGAGACAUGUGACUGGCAGCUGGAAUUUUCUUCCCUAUCCCAGGGGAAUAAGGUGUCAAAAAUGCUGACUUCUCUGAUUGGCUGCAGAGAACAUGUGACUAUUCUCCAGCUGUUACAGGGCGACUAUACAUGUUUGGAACAGAAUGGAGACAAUGGAGAGGGCAGAAACCAUCUUGAAUCACACCCUGGAAAUUAUCUGCCUCCUGACUGAAGAGGACUACAUUGUGGUGAGGAGAGAGGCCGACGGAAACAAGUGCAGUUACAGCCUCUGUGCUGCGGAAGUUCAGGGAAGUCCUUCAGCGUUGCGUCCGGAUCUCUCGUUCACCCUCCUCGGACUGAAGGAUGGAAAUCAGAAGAAGAUCCUGGAGUUGGCCAAUAAAAUUAUCCAGCUGUUGGCACAUGAGGUGGGGAAUCGGGGGGAGAUGGUCAAAAGAACAUUCCAAAGGGGGCACCCAGUUCCCCUAAAGUGUCAAGAUGUUGCGGUUUAUUUCUCCAAAGACGAAUGGGAAUAUCUGGAAGGUCAUGGAGAACAUUAUAACUUUAAGCAAAUGGGGGAAGCCAAAGAAGACCCUCCUGCCAUGGACCCCCAGGACACAGACCAGAAGAGCCCCAUCCAUCUCCGUAUAAAAGAGGAGCCAGAGACAGAAGGAUUUGAGGAAGGUCAGCCUGCGGUUCCUAAUGGCUGUAUCACUGUAUGUCACGUGAAAUCUGAGCAAGACGACUCCAAUGAGGGGACAGCAGACGGACGUACAGAUUCUCCUCCGUUUCUUUCUUCUGCUGUAAGUCACAUCUCCGAGGACCCUGAUGAAGCCCAUGACAUUCGACUUUCAGCACUAGAUAACAACUUUAUAAAUGACGAGACCAUAAAGUCAGAAAUUAUCUACGAAAUAACAGUCACCAACGAAAGAAGCCGAGAAUCGAGGUCCGGAGGGAGCGCGUUUUCGUGCCAACUAUGCGGGAGAAGCUUCGCCAACAAGGCCUCUCUCACGCGUCACAUGACAAUUCACACCGGGGAAAAAUCGCUUUCGUGCGACGUGUGCGGGAAGAGGUUUUCUUGCAGAAAUCACGUGGAAGCCCACCAAAGAAUCCACACCGGGGAGAGACCGUUCUCCUGUGCAGAGUGCGGCCGGAAAUUCAUCAACCAUUCCCACCUCGUGCUCCACAGGGUGGUCCACACCAAGGAGAAGCCGUUCACGUGUCCCGUCUGCGGCAAGGGCUUCACUAGGAAAUCCAGCGUCAUCAAGCACUCCGGCAUCCACGCCGAGAAGAAGCCGCACGUGUGCAAGGAUUGCGGAAAGAGUUACUGCCAGUAUGCCAACUUGGUGGUCCACCAACGACUGCAUUCGGGAGAGAAGCCGUUCACCUGUAGACAUUGCGAUAAAGGGUUCAUAUUAAAAGCCUCCAUGCUGAGGCACGAAUUGUCUCACACUGGGGAGAAGCCGUUCGCCUGUCCCAUGUGUGACAAGUGCUUCUUCGACAAUUCCACCCUCAACAAGCACAAACGUGGAGUCCAUGACAAGGAGUCCAAGAAAAAAGUCCUAGUAGAGACGGUGGAUGCGGACUAGAGCCACUGCCGCUGUUUCGUUAGGAUGGAAUAGACGUAUGUGGCCGUCUCAUAGGUGAAAUGACUGCUCGCUUUGGAGGUCCUGGAAAACCGGAGAAUCCUGGAGAUCGGAGACUUGAUGAUGGGUUGCAGCAGUAGACUAGAACGUCUGGUUGGGGGGAGCAGCUUAAAGGGGUUAUAAAAUAUUAAAAUCAACUGUUGGCUGAAAGUUAAACUUAUUUGUAAAUUAGGACAAAUAAAGAAGGACGUACGUGCACUCAUCGGAGAUAGCUGUGUAAUGGAGUCUGGUUAGCGAGAAGCUGGAUCUCAGUAUAGCACAGGUAGUAUGGCGCUCGGAGGCUACGCCGGCAGUUUUGCAC